GAGAAAUGAAUCUUCGAAUCGCGUGAGGUAGAAAAUACGGAAGUGACGGUGGUUGUGGUGGGAUCGUCUGCCUCCUCCGCUUGCUGGAAAGAUUUACCGGUUGCGGCAUUAAAAUGCUACGAUUAACCUCCAGGCUUAAUUCUCAUGUAACAUCGAAGGUUGUCCGAGCAGGAGGUGGACGACGGUUACAAUCCACCUACUCAGGAGGUGGUGGAGGUAGUGGCAAGGUAUUAAUAGGAGCGGCUGUAGCAACAACUGGAGUUGCGGGUGUUGUUGGCUACUCAUCUUGGAGCCCUGAAAAUAGAAAGGGUGUCGAAAAGGUCAUUCCUGGUUCUAGCAUUGUUCUGGGGAAAAUCCUUGGACCCUUGCCUGAGUCGGAACCUCCAAAACCUCCAAAGCCUGAUGUAGGUUUAGUGCGCAAGAAGCUUGAACGUGAAAAGAAGAAGAAGAAAGAUGAGCCUGAAAUUGAAGAAGCAAAACCAGAACCUGUUCCUGUUGUUGAAGAUGUCUCUCCUGCUAUCGAAUCUGUCCCAGAACCAGAAGGGGCUAGCACAGAAGCUGGUGAGACACAAAAUGUGGAUAAUACAAGCCCAAUUAUAGAUGAACAAGUUCCAGCUGACACCCUUGGAGGUAUUUCUCCUGAAAUAGUUGGAGGAGAGACCACUGCCACAGGAUUGACGAUCAUUUCAACACCAGGUCAUGAUACCAAGCCAGAAUCGAUCCCAGCCGCUUCUCUUGAAGAAGCGAAGCCAGCAGUGUCUGAUUUGGAGGAGAGGUUAGCAUCUGGUGAAGUAGCAGAAGGUGUUGAAAAUGCUGCUCUUGUGCAAACCCUUGAUGAUCUUGCAGCACUCGCUCAAAAUCAGAUUACUUCUGCGUUGGUAGCUGCAGAAGAUGCUGCUGUCAUCAUUCGAAAGCAUGCAGAAAAGGCUUACCAGGCCAUAGAUGCUGGUCAGGAUAAAGAACUGCUGUUUGCUGCUGUUUCAGAGUUGUCAGCAAAGAGAUCAGAAGUUGUUCAAGCUGCCCAAGAAAAGAUUGCUGCAGCUGUGAAUACUAUAGAACAACUCAAGGAACAAAUUAAGAGUGGUUACGAAUCUAAACUCACUAAAGACAACAAAGCCAUCAUAGCUGCUGAAGAAAAAUUAGGAGACCUGAAGUAUGCUGUAGAGAACAUCAAAGCGCUUAUAUCUGAAUCAGAACGUGAUGGGAAAGUUGUCAGUGAUUAUAAGGAUCUCAUAGAAUCUGGACGGGAACAGUUUGAGACUGAAUUGAGGUCACUGUUACCCGAGGUGAAAUUGGGAGAGACGAGUGAUAAGUUGACAACAGACGAAUUAAAUCUCCUCAUAGCACAUGCUCAUAGGAAGGUUUUACAACUUCAGAAACAAGUUGCCAGACAACAGUCUAUUGAACACGACCGGUUCAAAGAGGCAUUAACAAAGCAACGUGAUGAGGACACUAAAAUACUGGAGGCCAAGAUUGCAGCUGAGUUGGAGAAACAAGGUCAAGAGUUGGAAGUAGAAUACAGACGAAAAGUUGCUCAGCUCCGUGAAGAUUUAGAGGGCGAGUUGAGGGCACAGUUGAAACGGCAGGCUGCAGCACACAGUGAUCAUUUAGCUGAUGUUUUGUCAGUACAAGAGAAAGAGUUAGAAACCAAAUGGUUAAGUCUUUUGGAUGACGAGGUUCAUAGUGUCAAAACUAAGUACUUAACAUCACUUUCAGAGGUUCAAGGACAGCUUGAAGGUCUCAAGAAUGCAAUGACUGCACGUGCAGAUGUAGACAAAGCAGCAUAUGCUGCAAGGGAGUUGUGGUUAGCUUGUGAAUCUUUAAGAAGUGCACUCAGGCUUGGUGCAGAGCAGGCUAAGUCUUGGGAAGAACAGCUGAAGCCCCUUAGUGACCAUGUCAAAGCUAUAAAAACUGCUGGAGGUGAAGCAAAUCCUUACAUUACUGCGGUCUUAAAUGCGAUUCCUGAAGAAGCUGUGGAACGAGGUGUAUAUACUGAAGAGGCAAUAAAAGAAAGGUUUAUAAAGGUUGAGCGAAUUUGUAAAAGAGUUUCCAUGGUUGGUGACAACGGAGGAUCGUUGCUAAGGUAUUUGCUUUCUUAUAUGCAGAGCUUUUUGAUCCUAAAUGCAUUUGAAUACUUACCUGGUGCUGAAGUGAGAGAUGAGGAAAUUGCAGUAGACUCCCUUUCUACGUACGAGAUUCUUGCAAGGGCAAGAUACUGCUUGGAUAAGGAUGAUCUUCCAAUGAGCAUUCGUUACAUGAACCUCCUCCGUGGUGAACCACGUAAUGUUGCAGCAGGUUGGUUGAAAGAGGCCAGGUUGACUUUAGAGGCUCGUCAAGCAGCUGAUGCUUUGCUGGCACAUGCUGCAGCCACUGCUGUGAAGGCCCGAUAGAACAGUUUGGAUGAUAAGUUAUCUUAAGUUAAAGAAGAAUAGCAGUAGAUAAGGCAGUAGCAGGACGAUGAUGAGGGAGAAGGCCCAGAAAAUCAUGGAGAAGAACGUGUAACUUGGUCAUUGGAAAACCUACUUAUAGCAUUAAAAAUGAUGGUGAUGACUAUGAUGAUGACAUCAAAAAAUGAAAUUUAGGAAUAAAAACUUGUAAUAAAAGAAACACUUUCAGCAUAUGCACAUGAAAGCUGAUUUACUUUUUAAUACUGGGAAAAUCUUAUGUAAUGAAAUAUGAAUUUAAUUUCUAAGGGCUGUGGGUUUUUUUUAUAUACUAUGGAGAUUAUAAUUUCAGAUUAACACAUUUUUCUUUUUGUUAAAGAAAUAAAAAUUUUUAGCCUGUAAAUUGUUAUAAAAUUGCAUGUUCCAAGUACAAAAAUUACGGAAAGAAUUUUAAAUAUAUAUUAUAUAAUGAAAUACUGCAUUUUGAAUCAUAGAUAUUGGAUGCUGGUUGAAGAUUUUGGGUGAGAAAGGAGAGAGAGCCAAGUGAACCUGUAUCAGAUUGUGAAAAUCUUUAAUUGUUACAAGUUUGAGAUGAAUGGAUUAUAAACAGGAUUGGUAGUCCAACAGUGUGGGUUUACUUCUUCUCUUUUAUUUACAAUGCAACUAACUUUCUCUGGGAUAUAAGGGACAUUUCUUUUAUAUACAGCUUGUUAAGAACAUGUGAAAUAUGUACAUAUUGUUCAUAUUCUGUAAAAGAUUAAAGUGCAAAACGUU
Molecule: messenger RNA, 3158 nt
Organism: Macrobrachium nipponense
Lineage: Eukaryota; Metazoa; Arthropoda; Malacostraca; Decapoda; Palaemonidae
Product: MICOS complex subunit MIC60-like
Exons: 19
Coding region: 114-2390 (758 amino acids)
Biological process (GO): cristae formation
Cellular component (GO): MICOS complex
Source: RefSeq, a predicted model, not a curated record